Messenger RNA from Spirodela intermedia, 750 nucleotides. NCBI's taxonomy places the organism in Eukaryota, Viridiplantae, Streptophyta, Magnoliopsida, Alismatales, Araceae. The record is from the annotation of a GenBank genome assembly.
AUGCCCACAUCUUUGCCUACGACAAACGAUUCCCUUUGCACGUCGAUCUUUUACACCUACAUGAAGAUCAAUAGACACACGUGCAAGGUGAUCGUGGACAGUAGUAGUUGCAUCAAUGCCAUGUCAAACCAAGUCUUGCAAAGAGCAAGGUUGAGUACUAUUAGUCAUCUAGCCCCUUACAAGAUAUUGUGGAUAGACACCGCUGCACUACUCAUUCGUCGACAGUGCCACGUGCCACUUAGGGUGAGCACCUAUGAUGAGCACAUCUUGUGUGAUGUCCUUUUGAUGAAAAUCGGCAACAUCAUACUUGGAUGGCCUUGAUAGUUUGACUAUGACAUCCAACUCAUGGGAAGAGCAAACACUUGCUCUUUCAUGUAUCGAGAUCGCCGACUUGUUUGGUAUCUGCAUACCAACAAGCCCGUGCCGAAGUAUGACCCUAAGUCACGUACUGGGUUAAUUGUGAUGAAGAGACCUGCCUUUUAGCAUGAGAUCACAUCAGACAUAGAUGGAUCUCCGAUGUGCUUUGCUCUCGCUUUGGAUAUGCGAGACAACACGACCCUUACCUCACCUUCUCUAGAAGUCGAGGGUAUAUUAUUGGAAUACGCCGACAUACUCCCAGAGGAGCUUCCUAGAGAGCUGCCUCCAUUGAGACACAUUCAGUAUGCUAUCCACUUGGUUCCUAGAGCAUCACUCUCGAACAUGCCGCACUAUCACAUGGAGCCGGCCAAGUACAAGGAGCUUAGCCAAUAG